AUGAGUGCCUUAAAUACCAUAUUUAUAACCAAUCUAUCCACAUAUACAACAAGGCAUCAUAAUGGCAAAAGGUUUAUUAAUGACCCUGGAGAGCCAAUGGCUUCUAAAUCCAAUGUAAAUUGGUUUUCAAUAUUUAAGUUUGCUUUCCAAAAAGAUUAUGUUGAUCCAAUGCCAACACGUAACAUGACAUACGAUUUUAAUACGAAAACCAAUGCGACAAGAGCAUGGUGGAUCAAUCAUGCUACAAUGUUAUUCCAAUUGGACGACAAAUAUAUUAUUACUGACCCUAUUUUUGAUGACCAUGCAGCUCCAUUCCCAUGGAUGAUAAAACGAACAUCACCAACCCCAAUUACUAUGGAACAACUUCCAAAGAUUGAUUAUAUACUUAUUUCUCACGAUCACUGGGAUCAUCUGAACUAUUACAGUAUCAAAACCUUAAUGGGACUUAAUCCAAACUGUACAAUUAUCGCUCCUCUUGGUGAAGGUCAAUUAAUCAGAAAAUGGGGCUACAAAGUUAUCAUCAUGGAUUGGAGACAGCAAGUUAAGCUUGGCGACAUCAUUAUUACAUGCUUCCCAGCAAGACACAUGGCAAACAGAUAUGGUCCUUUGACAAUGGGAAGAGAUCUUUGGGCCUCAUUCUUAAUAGAGUUCAAGAACGCCACAAUUUACUUCACAGGAGAUACAGCAAUCGGUCCACACUUCAAAGAAGUCAGAGAUUACGUUGGCCGACCAAUUGAUUUGUGUCCAAUGCCAAUUGGACCACAAGAACCAAAUUCCCUUAUGAGAUUGGUUCAUUUGGAUCCUAAGCAAGCGGCUGAUAUGUCAAAAAUCCUUCAAACAAGAGUUUCUUUCCCAAUUCACUGGGGAACAUUCCCUCUUGGAACAAAACCAGAAAUUCCUGAUAUCAUUGUACUUUCCCAGUAUUGGAAUGAGAAACAAUCUGGUAAAUUGAUCGUUAUUAAGAAUGGAGGAUAUCUCGAGUACGUCAAUGGUGAAUUCAAGCUUGUUGAUGAAACAUCUCUUAUCGAACAAUCAUAUUUUGAACAACAAUUUGUAGAAUACGUUCAACCAAAGCUUCCGGAAGAAUUAUAA
This is a messenger RNA of Trichomonas vaginalis G3, 1092 nucleotides long. RefSeq names its product N-acetylphosphatidylethanolamine-hydrolyzing phospholipas protein. The record is from RefSeq and is a predicted model, not a curated record. The coding region runs from base 1 to 1092 and encodes 363 amino acids. The transcript has a single exon. Lineage: Eukaryota; Parabasalia; Trichomonadida; Trichomonadidae. Gene Ontology annotation, cellular component: cytoplasm.